AUGCGCGCGGAGUCCUUGUCAGAUGAGACUCAGGAUGGCCGCAGCUUUGAUGUCGGUGUGGCGCAACGGAUCACGUUAAUGAUAAUGGACACCGGACGCAAGUUGGAGGAGUUGGCGCAGGAGUUGGACAACGCCUGGAAGCGCACCAGGACGCGCUCCACUUCGCAGACCAGUCAGAGCAGCUUUCGGCCGCCUGCCCGAUCCGGCACCUCGCGCGGUAGCUCCGCGCAGAAGCCGAGUGCGGCACCACGGGUGGGUGCGGCCGUGUUGGAGGCCAAGGCGGAGGAGCUGCGAAGAGAGCGGCUGAAAGAGCUGCGGAGGAGGGAGGAGGCACAGGCGGCAAGCAAGGCUGAAGAAGCGCAACGGGCGGCCAAGACUACGCAAAGGGACUCUCGGGGGCAGCCACAGCGCACGCCGUCCUUCGGGGAGGUGCCAAAGUUUGGCAAGGAAGGGCGCGCUCACCCCAAGAGCCUUCCGGACGCGCCACAAUCACCGUUGGUGCGGGAGGUCCAGGCUGAUCACGACCUUCGCAAGCAGGCUCUCAAACAGCCCUUGCCCCACUCAGCGGAGACGUUCUUGCUUCCGCAGCGCGUGCACUUCGAGGCCAAGACAGUGCCCAAGGAGCUCCGGGCGGAACCCAAGGAGCGCUGGGCGCGGAAGCGUGAGCUGAACCUCAUCGAAGAUCUUGACAAGGCCUUGCAGGCCUUAGAGAACUUUGCCAGCGCUGAAACCAAAAGCCGCGGGGCGGCGCAGCUGAAGCUGGCGCGCCUGGCGGUGGCGGAGCAGAAGCGGAAGCUGGCAGCCAGGCAGUUCCCAGAGGGUGCAGCGCCCGGGUCAGAGAGGAGCAAGGUGCAGCAAAGCGCCCGGGAGAUGAGGCUCCAGAGCGCGGAGAUGAGUCAGAAGAUUGGGGCAGAGAUGGAGGAACUGGAGAUCGCCCUGGCGGCCUUGGAGGUGUUGGAGUCGCAGCCAGCGGAAUCUCAAGCGGAAGAAACUGUAAGGAGCGCCCAGCUGGCGCUCUUACAGCAAAAGUUUAGGCUCGCUGCGUCGGAUCCAAGGGUCACAUCCAGGGAAAUGGGCGAAAUACUGCAACAACUGUCUGACCUGGAAGAACAAAUGACGCCUGCGAGCCCGAGUGAAAGGAGAAAAGUCGAGGCAGGCCGGAUGGCUUUGCUGAAGCAGAAGGCAAAGACCACUACGUCACACGUGGCUUUGCUGAAGCAGAAGACCAAAGCGCCUGCCGCCAGCAAAAGCGAAAGCACCCAGGAAUUGGACGCUGCCUUGGAAGCCGCCAAGAUGGCUUUGCUGAAGCAGAAGGCCAAGGCCCCUGCUGCAAGCACAAGCGAAAGCACCCAGGAAUUGGAUGCUGCCUUGGAAGCUUUGGAGGCGUUGGAGCAGGAGCCGCCCGGCAGCACUGACAGCACUGGCGGCAAGUCCAUGCGGCUGCAGGCCGCCAAGAUGGCUUUGCUGAAGCAGAAGGCCAAGGCCCCUGCUGCAAGCACAAGCGAAAGCACCCAGGAAUUGGACGCUGCCUUGGAAGCUUUGGAGGCGUUGGAGCAGGAGCCGCCCAGCAGCGCUGACAGCGCUGGCGGCAAGUCCAUGCGGCUGCAGGCCGCCAAGAUGGCUUUGCUGAAGCAGAAGGCCAAGGCCCCUGCUGCAAGCACAAGCGAAAGCACCCAGGAUUUGGAUGCUGCCUUGGAAGCUUUGGAGGCGUUGGACAGGAGCCGCCCAGCAGCGCUGAAAGCACUGGCGGCAAGUCCAUGCGGCUGCAGGCCGCCAAGAUGGCUUUGCUGA
Effrenium voratum is the source of this 1791-nucleotide messenger RNA. The record is from the annotation of a GenBank genome assembly. NCBI's taxonomy places the organism in Eukaryota, Dinophyceae, Suessiales, Symbiodiniaceae.